Messenger RNA from Periconia digitata, 1653 nucleotides. Lineage: Eukaryota; Fungi; Ascomycota; Dothideomycetes; Pleosporales; Periconiaceae. The record is from the annotation of a GenBank genome assembly.
CCGCGAGCAAAGUAAGCCAAAGCUUCGUAAUGAUUGCCCUUUUGUCGGCCCCAAUCCAACAAAUGACAUGGAGCCAUCAAAAGCCGUUACGUGCGAAUCGAGCGCUGCUGGUCCUAUUCUCCGCCGAUUGAUGACCCUACAUGCGUGCGCAUGUCACCCCAAUGCAUGCACCCAUGCAUGCAUCCAAUUCCUCCACCCAUUGAUACAUUCAGCGAAAAGUAGGCAGGAAUCCAAUUCGCCAUGUAACUCGCUCAUCCAUGUUAUCCACCCUCUGUCCAGUCAAAGGCCAUUCCGUCCUCCCCAAUCAGGCGGGAGAUUUGUCUUGUCCAACAUCAGUCAGCCAUCAUCAACCCUCCCUGCUACCAGCUCUCCAACCAAGUCCUGUCUGGUUAUCACUAUCCCGAGUUUGAUUGACGCUAUUAUUGCCUUCGUCAUGACCAUGAUUAACGCGGAUAUUAUCAUGUACAAUACCACUUUUUUACUGCUCUCGCAUUGCUCUGCGAAGCAAAGAGAAACAGAGGCUAAAUAUACACGUCGUUAUGCACCACUCACCCAUCCAUCCUUACGGUCGUCCUACCCAGCACCGAUCUUAUCCUCCAAUAUAUUCAUUUAUUCAUUUCGUUCUCUUUCUGGUCAUCUUACAGUUGCAGUAGGCCUAAAGGCUAUAUACCAUAUUGGGCAUGUCAUGCCAUGUCGCUGGCAGAUGGUGCCAUCUGCACUCAGUCCCUCGUCCCCCAAUCCCCAAGAACAAAAUAUCGGUUCCACACUUCGCAUUGUUGAAUCCGAGACAAGGGCCACCGCCGCAACGAUACAGCAGCAGCAGCAGCAGCAGCAGCGCGACACUGCGCCGCGCACACCGUUAAAUCAACAACCCCAUGAUAGAUAUCGUAUCCCAACCUAUCCUUCUGCUCACCCGCCCGCUCAUCCUUGCCCGACCCACCAACCAUCCGGUUCUGCCAUUCUUUUCUUUUUCCAUUCAUUCUCUAUUUUGUUCAUUUGUGUGACCUUUCAUCCCGGCCACUAAUUCGCUCGUUUCGCGGAUUAUCCCUUGCACCCUGGUCCGGUGUCCCGUCCCAACAAUUACCAGAAUCGAAGCAUGGAUUCCAUCAUCGUCGUCAUCCCAUCAUCUAUGUCAAUUACCAAGGUAGGUAAAAAGAAGGCAACUAAGAUAAUAAAGAAAUACGCAACCCACAUGUACGUCCUCGUAACCGGCACCGAGUUCGGCAAACAGCGCGCUCGGAAAACGAAAAGAAAGAAGAAAAAAAGGACAGUCAGAAUGCCCAAGACGUCGAUAGACACCCCACAGGAGGAAGUAGAACGAAAAUAAUUAAAGAAAAGAAAGAGGGACAAGCAAAUAGUGGAACUAAUUCGUAUACUACCUCGUUCAGCUGUGCACCCUGGUUGCUUCGCAAACGCUAACCUGCCAUUACCACAAUCCAUCGGUAUUUGCGGCGGCGGCGCAAGGAGACGCCAAACAAAGUAAAGACCAGUCUGUGUCUCGUCAAAUGAACCUAAUACAUAAAAACAGGAACUGGGAUUUACGCCUGGUGAUACAACAUGUUUUGUUACAAUGACUGAGCGGAGAAAAGAAAAAAAAAAGAUUAAAAGUGGUUCUUCCAUCACAACUCUGCCGCCUCCGCCUCCUCCUGCCUC